AUGACCACCGAACGCGCUGCUUUCCAGGCUGAAGUCGCUCGUGUCGAGCAGUGGUGGAAGGACGAGCGGUUCAGCCGCGUGAAGCGACCGUACACCGCCGCGCAGGUCGUCUCGAAGAGGGGGACCCUCCCCAUCUCCUACCCCUCCGAUGUCCUCGCUAAGAAGCUUUGGGCGUCGCUCUCAGAACACUACAAGAAUGGGACACCGUCGCACACAUACGGCGCCCUUGACCCAGUGCAAGUGACCCAGAUGGCGAAAUACCUCGAGACCGUCUACGUCUCCGGCUGGCAAUCAUCAAGCACCGCGUCGAGCUCAAACGAGCCAGGCCCGGAUCUUGCGGACUACCCCUCGAACACCGUCCCGAACAAAGUCGAGCACCUCUUCAUGGCACAGCUCUUCCACGACCGCAAGCAGGCCGAGGGGCGGUCGGAACUGUCCGAGGCCGAGCUCAAGAGCACGAAGCCCAUCGACUACCUCCGCCCCAUCAUCGCCGACGCGGACACCGGCCACGGCGGCCUCACCGCGACCAUGAAGCUCGCGAAGAUGUUCGUCGAGAAGGGCGCCGCGGGGGUCCACAUCGAGGACCAGGCGCCGGGCACGAAGAAGUGCGGGCACAUGGCCGGCAAGGUCCUCGUCCCCAUCCAGGAGCACAUCAACCGGCUCGUGGCGAUCCGGCUGCAGUUCGACAUCAUGGGCGUGAACAACCUCGUCAUCGCCCGCACGGACUCUGAGGCUGCGACUCUGAUCACGACGAACGUCGACGAGCGCGACCACGCCUUCAUCCUGGGCUCGACGAACCCCGACCUGCGACACCUCAACACCGUGCUCAACGAGGCUGAACGGGCGGGCAAGACCGGUGCUGCACUGGAGGCGAUCGAGGAGCAGUGGCUAGCUGCUGCGAAGUGCGAGCUCUUCCCCGAGGCACUCGCAACCGCACUCAAGGCGCAGACAAGCGCGAACCAGGUCAAGCUUGAGCAGUUCCACCGGCGGAUCGCUCACCUGUCAUGGCCCGACGCCGUCGCCGUCGCGAAGAAGGAAUUCGGCCUGAAGAGCGUGCCCUUCUGGGACUGGGACGCGCCGCGGACACGCGAGGGCUUCUACCGCUACCAGGGUGGUACGCAGUGCGCCGUGAACCGUGCGAUCGCGUACGCGCCGUACGCGGACUUGCUCUGGAUGGAGACGAAGAAGCCGAUCUACACGCAGGCGAAGGAGUUCGCGGAUGGCGUGCACGCCGUGUACCCCCAGCAGUGGCUGGCGUACAACCUCAGUCCGUCGUUCAACUGGGAGGCCGCUGGCUUGACGACGCAGGACAUGAAGGCGUUCGUGUGGGAGCUCGGGAAGCUCGGUUUCUGCUGGCAGUUCAUCACGCUCGCUGGUUUGCACUCGAAUGCGUACAUCAAUGACCUCUUCGCCAAGGCGUUUGCUCAGGAGGGCAUGAAGGCCUACGUCGAGCUCAUCCAGCGACGCGAACGCGAGAUCGGCUGCGAUGUCCUCACUCACCAGAAGUGGAGUGGCGCGGACUACAUGGACAACCUCAUGAAGACAGUCACGGGUGGCGUCUCGUCCACAGCGGCCAUGGGCAAGGGUGUCACAGAAUCGCAGUUCGGGGCUAAGCUCUAA
Rhodofomes roseus is the source of this 1620-nucleotide messenger RNA. RefSeq names its product isocitrate lyase. The record is from RefSeq and is a predicted model, not a curated record. The transcript is spliced from 6 exons. Gene Ontology annotation, biological process: carboxylic acid metabolic process. The coding region runs from base 1 to 1620 and encodes 539 amino acids. Gene Ontology annotation, molecular function: isocitrate lyase activity. NCBI's taxonomy places the organism in Eukaryota, Fungi, Basidiomycota, Agaricomycetes, Polyporales, Fomitopsidaceae.